CGCCGCGCCUCUCGCUGCCCCCGGCCCCGCUCGGCAGCGCCGCGGCCGGGCACCGCGCAGGAGCCGCCGGGCACCGCGGGGCAGGAAGUGACGUCACUCGCGCUGCGACUCGCGCCGGAGCAGACCCCGCCCCCGCCAGCAGAGCCCGCGCUGAGGGAGGCGCUGCCCGCCGCUGCCGCGCUGCGGAGCUGCCCGUGCGCUCGGCUUCCCGCCCCUCUGCUGGUUCGCUCCGUAGACAGCCGUACCGGACCGCUGCCCGGGGCCCCGACCCCCCGUCCCUGCCCCGGGGGCCCUCCGAUCCCCCGAUGCCCAGCCCCGGGACCCCCGAUCCCCCGGCCCUGCCCGGGGCCUGCCGCAGCCCGCCGCGUGCCUCCCGCCAUCUCUUCCCUGAGGCGGGACCGUGCCGCGGGAUGAAGAGGUUUUUCGGGUUCGGGAGGAAGAAGAGAGCGGCCGGCAGCUCCGCCAAGCCCUUCCCCACCGGUGCCUACGAGCUCCGGCUGCAGGAGCUGGGCAAGCUGCACCGUGCGGCCGCCCGUGGCGACCUGGGUCAGGUGCGGCAGAGACUGAAGAAAUGCGGCAUCGACGAGCGGGACGCGGCGGAGCGGACACCGCUGCAUCUUGCUUCUGCGAAUGGCCAUGUGAAUGUUGUUACAUAUCUCGUAGAAAACAAGUGUAAACUAAAUCUUACUGACAGUGAUAACAGAUCGCCACUGAUGAAGGCAGUACAGUGCCAGCAAGAAGAAUGUGUAGCUGUUCUGCUAGAGCACGGUGCCAACCCCCGUCUGGCGGAUGCUGACGGCAACACUGCCCUUCACCUUGCUGUCCGAUCUCCUAAUACAACUGUAGCGGGGCUGUUACUUGAGCAUAAUGCCAAUAUUGAUGCUCGGAAUAAGGAGGGAAACACUCCGCUUAUUCUUGCUAUCUCUGAACAUCAUGAAGAUAUAGCAGAGUUUCUUCUGCAGAAAGGAGCUGAUGUGAUGCAUGCUCGAGAUCACUGUGAAAGAACCCCACUUAUGACUGCAGCAUCUGGUGGACAGCUUAAUUUAAUAAAAGUUCUUCUUCGAUAUGGUGCUGAUCUUUUCCAUAAAGACACUAACGGAUGGACAGCUGAGGAUUAUGCUGUUACUCAUGGAUAUUCUAGUCUUUGUAAACAACUGGUGGCAUACGCAUUCCGGGGAGACAGAGACGAGGGUGGUGCACAAGGCGACACAGUACCUGGCAUUCCUCACCGGGCCGGAGCUGCUGGCUUGACGUUGGGUGCACCUGCUGUGGACAGAGGAGCAAUAGAUGACUUGUCGCAAGGAGACUCAAUCGGCUUGGAGAAAGAGGGGAGCGAUGUCAGUUGGCGUGCUUCUGAGGAAGAGCUCGAUUUUUCUCCCAAGGAAAAAACCCAAGGCUUGAAAGUAAAGACCAAACUCUGUGAAAAAUCACCUGAACAGGAGGAAGAGGAGAAGGAGCAGGAAAAGGAAGACACUGGUGAAGAGCUACAAACUGCAGUUGUUGAGGGUGUGAAAAACUCUAUUUGUAAUGAUAGCCAUCAAGUCCACAGUGCUUCCAAAGACAACACUGGUGAGAGAAAUGCCCUGACUGCAGUGGGAGCAGAGGAAAAGGAAGAUGCUGAAUCUCCCUGGGAUUCUGAGACGGAUUCUGAAAGUCCGGAAGAAGGAUCACCUGGUGUGUUGCUUCCAGCUGCAGACAGACACGGAGCACGCUCGCGGAUUGUUUCAGGGGAGCGCCAGACUGGCUUUUUGGAGAAACCCAACAAUUCCCAGCUGAAGACCCCUGAAUCUGUUUUGGAAAGGAAUGAAACCUCUCCUAACAAAAAGCAACAGAAAUCAGUUCUGUUGGAGGAAUUUGGCUUAGGAGAUGCAGAAGAUGUUGAAGGUGAGAACUUGGGGUCUACCUUUCAUAUGUCAUCAUCAGCUGAAAAAGACGACGUGAAGGAUGCCAUUGAAUAUUAUGGGGUGCAGGAUAAAUGUAUUUUAGAAACUAUCAACUUGAUAGAAAAAACAGCACAUGAAAAUCACACUGAUAAGGCAGAAAUUUCACAUCAGAAAUCCACAGCAGAAAAUGAGGAAUUGCACAGUGCUGACAAGCAGCUAAGUCCAAAACCUUGGGAAGAAAGAGAUGCAAGAAUGUGGGUUGAAAAUGAGAAGAGGGAAUUGAAAACAAGUUAAAAUGUUACAGCAGAGCUAAAGCAGCUGCUUGGUGAAAUUAAUGAAACUGGGAAAACUACUUCCCUUGUGGAAGAAAUGUCAGAAGAUGGCUUCAGUGCUGAGCUGAAGAGUUCUCAUGUUGUUUCAUCUCAUGCAAUAGAAUUAAGUAACAGCUUAGAAAGUAAAGGUGGAUUUGGAGACAUUAAACUUAUGCUAGGUGGAAAAGUACCCAAAAUGGAAACGGAUCCAAGUCUUGGUGUCCUUUCUGAUCAAGAUAACUGAAAUGCAAACAUGGAAGAUACCUGGAGUACAGAUGAAGAAGAUUGCACGUAUAAUAUGGAUGAUACGAAGGUGCCUCUAGCAAAUGGAAGUAGUAGAAACGUAGUGGGAGGUCCUGAAUACUCCCUGAGAUACAGCUUAAAACCCAGUCUUUUGGAUGACAUUUCUAAUAUUAUUCCUACAAUAACAGUUUCUCCACGUGGUGAAAAUGCACUUUUUGUAACAGAGAGGGAACUUGGAAAAGACUCUGGAUUUAGUGAUGAUUUUCCCAGGGACUGCUUUAUUGAAAACAAAAUAGGAGAAGCAGAAAUGGAAAGUCUUUUUGCAAAUGCUCAGCAAUCAUACGUCGUGCUGAAAAGGAAUCUUGAUGAAGAACUAAAACAAGAUAGGGGAAGAUUUAAGGGUAAGGUAGGAAUGCUGCAAAUAGUAUUCCUGGCUUUGGAGAAAGAGAAGGUACAGCUGCCAAAAGAAGGUUCACCUGUUGAGAAGGAAAAAAGCAAACGAAGAAUUUCAAAAGUGCAGGCGGUGGCAAAACAGGAAUGUCUUGGUAAAUUAAAUAUACCAUCACACAACAUCACUAAUCGGCAAAUGAAACAAAAGAUUACUGUAAGGAAGAAUGACUGUUUGAAAAUGGAGAAUGAAAACACUAUAGAAGAAAAAGGCAAAAAGAAUUUUUCAUCUGGGGAGAGCUCAAAAUUGAUUAAAAUGCCAAUGAAAGGUAAAAUUGCCCUGAAUGCCAAAGUUGCAAAGAAAAGUAGAAGGCAGCCUUCAAAGCAGAAGGCUCAUCAGCAGAUGAGCUCUUCCAGUGGCAAUCAUGGUCAAGUACUGGAUGAUAGCACUUCCAGUGAAACACCUGAGGACGAAGGAAGACCUGCAGCAACAACUGGGAGUGAAAAGAACAAGGUCAGCAUACCAAUGGAAGUAACUGAUGACCCUGGUUUAACUCACUCAUCUGACCCAACUUCAGAGGAUGUGGAAUUACGAACUUCAACCUACAAGGAGGCUAUGCUGCUGUUAGAACAGCUUCGUGUGGAUCAUACGGGUUCUGCUAUUCUGUUGAAACUGCAAAACAUACUUCUUGAAUAUGAACAGAGAAUAGAACGUGGGACAAAUCGGUAUACAGCUCUCCUGCGCGAAGUAAGGGAAUUGGAAGAUGAAAAGAGGGAGUCACGGUUCAGAGCGGAGAAGACUCAAGAUUUGAAAUCCAUAUUGGCUCACCAAGAAGCAGAAUGGAAAAGUGAUAUCCAAAGCCUUAAAUGUUCUUUGAAACAAGAAGCAAAGAGACUUAGAGUAGAAGUGCUCUGUGAGAAAAUGAGAGAAAAACUCCAAAGGAAAGAAGAUCAGUGUUGAAAAGAAAUGGAGGAGAAACAGAAACUUGAGUUACACUCAAGGAAUUUAGAAAUGGAGAUAAGAACACUGAGAAAGCUCUUGAAACAGGUUGAAGAGGAACAUGAUGAAACACAGACACAGCGCUCUCAGGAAAAGAGUGCCAGAGCCCUUCAAGAAGGAAUUUUGAACAACCACCUUGGGAGACAAAAGGAGCUAGAAGAAGAGACAAGAAGAUCUAUAGGAAAAAAUUCAGAGGAAUCCAACACUGAGAGAGAAAAGGAUAUGUUGUACAAGAAUCAGUUACUACAAGAUGAGAUUGCUGUGCUAAGGCUAGAAAUCAAUCAAGUAAGACUUAGACACCAGGAGGAAGAAGGAAAAUCUUUAGAGGAAAAUGAGACCUUGAAAGAAAAAAAUGAAGCUCUCAAAAAGGAACUUAAACUGAACAAGGAAGCAUUAACACAAACGGUUCUUCAGUACGAUACAGAGCUGGACUUACUAAAGACAGAAUCUGCAGUGCUGACUUCCAAACUUGAGCAGACAAACGAAAGUAAAGACAGACUAGAGACAGAAAUCGAAUCAUUUCAUUCCCACCUGAAUGCUGCUGUUCAAGAACUUGAACGUCAUCGGUCAUCAGAAAAGGAUGCUGAACAAAGAUUUCACAGAGAACGUGAUGAAUGGCAUCGCUUGCAAGACAAGCUCCAUCAUGACCUCUCCGACACGCAAGAAACCAACAAGAGCUUGUCUCUGCAGCUGUGUAAAUCUGAAAGCAAAGCUAAUAGGCUAGAAAAUGAGCUUCACCAGUUGGAGCAAACCCUCAGAGAAAAAACUUUGCUUGUAGAAAUGACACAAAAAGAAUUAAGUCAAGCCCAGCGUCAGGCAAAGGAAUGUGAUCGUGCUCAACAACUUGAGAAAGAUCCAGUAAGCGGACUUGUAAUAAAACAGGAGUCCUUGCAGGAGCGAUUGGCCCAGCUCCAGAGUGAAAACCUUUUACUGCGUCAGCAGCUGGAAGAUACACAGAGCAAGAGGAUCAUGAAAGAAGAAGUAGCGAAUGAUGUGCAGGAUCGGUUUAAUGAUACUCUGAAGAAACUCAGAGCUGAUAGAGAAAAGCAAGUUUAUCUCAUAGAAGAGCAAAACAAGGAUUUAAAUGCCAAGUGUACUGAUUUAAGGGAACAAGUCUUCAAAUAUGAGACUGACAAAGUAGAAAGAGAGUGCGAGAGUGAAAGAAAGGAAGUGAAGAAGCUGGUAGAGUUGAAACACCCAGCUGAACUACGUCUGGACCAAGAAAUGAAAAGAAACCUCGAUCUGCAGAAAGACUGUAAGAGGUUGAAGAGGCUGCUGAGCAGAGCUACGAAGAAACUAAGGGUGUAUGAGGAGAGAGGGGGACUGUCCCAGCUUAAUUUGCAGGGAGAAAUGAAGAACAGGUAUUCUGAAAUGGUCAAUGAAGCUGACAGAUUAAGAACAAAGGUUGAUGAACUUUCCCAGCAGCUGGAGAUAAAGUCUAAAAAAGGCAUGCAGCUAGAAGCACAAAAUCAUGAUUUGUGAGAGGAGUUGUCCACCACGCGUGGGAACCAUGAAAAACUGGAAAAGAGCAAAAGCCAGCUGAAAGAAGAGGUGGCUAAUCUCAAACACCAUAUGGAGACUAACAUGGUGGAUCGCAGCCAAAUAGAACUAUACAAAAGAGAGGUGGAAGAACGAGCUGCACAAGAAAUAAGACAAAAACUACAAGAAGUCAAUCUGAUUUUGCAGUUCUUGGAGGGGGGAAUUCUCUUUUUCUUUGUGGUGGUUGAAAGUGUGUAUCUACUUCGGAUGCAGGCAGCCUCCCAGGACAGAUUAGAACAAAUCAGAGCCAGUCGUCAUGCUUUGCUGACAAGCCAGCUAGAACACAGAAUUGGAGACCUCGAACGUGAAUUAGACAGGAUAAAAAAUACCCAACGAGACAGUAUUUUUCAAAAAGAAUCCGCACAGGCAGAAGUGGAAAAGUACAAAGACCUGUAUCUGGAGGAGGUAAAAAAUGGAAGAUGCCUAGCAAAAAAACUGGAAAGAGCUAGUGAGAGACUAGCAGAAGCCAACGCUAAGCUCCUUCAGGAGUGCCAUAGAAGCAAACCUUUGAUUGCAAGCAGCGCUGUCAGUGGUCCAGUUCUGUAUUCAGCUGAACUGGGACAUAUUAGCAACAAUCCGGCACUGAAUAGAAGUCUAAAUCUAGGAGGAAGCUUCCUAACCCCGACCGGGAAUACGUUACCAUCAAGAAACAGAGUUGAAGCCUAUGUGGCUAAGGUACAGCAGGAACUAGAUGAAAAAAUCGCUAAAGAACUUAAACGAGCCACUGCUGAACUUGAAGCUGGAUCUGCUGGAGCUUCUCCCACGGUAUUUUCUGAUGGAUCUUCAAAAAGUAUCCACGUUGACCAGGAUCCCCUUUGCAGGGCAGUACAGGAGUACCAUGAUGUUUUAACCAAAAAUUACCUGAUUUGAACAAAAUGCUGGGAAAAAAGCUCCGGAAAGGAUUUUGUUUACAUAGUGCGUCUAUAGUUUCUCAUCCCACAGUUCAGAUGUGCAAAUGUGUUUAUUGCAGUCCGAAUGUGAAUUCUAUUAAAUGGAUGUCAAGCACAUUGCACUUGCCUGUUGGCUUAUUGAUGCAUAGGUGUUUUAUUUUGCACUCGCCAUGAGAAGCACACCUAUUUUUGUCUGACUAGCAGAAUGACUCACCUUGAUUCCUGAGCUUGACAGAAUUGUCAAAAUGUUUCUUACUAACGUAGAAGCAUUAUUUUUUCUCCACUGAUGUUCUGUGUUUUAACAAAAGCAUUCCCUUUGUUCUGCUUAAUCCUUUCACCCUGUGUGUUUUUAAUGUUUCCAGUGUUACUUUAAUGCUUAGGACAUCAUUUGAUGUGAUUUGAGCCUGCUGCUUCAGUCCAGAUGCCGUGACUGCUUCUGCCGAUAAAGUGAAAUCUUUACCAGUGGUCAUGCUGGAGGACGGGGCACUUCACAUUGCUGUCACCUUAUGCGCCUUAGGUUUAACAUUACUGUGAGUGUGUAGCAGUGCAGAGAGUUACGUGGUGGGUUUGGUAUGUUUGUUUUGGAUCACAGGACCACGGAACGGGUGAGGUUGGAAGGGACCUCUGGAGGUCAUCCGUUCUAGCUCCCCUGCUCAGGGAAGGCCGCCCAGAGCUGGUUGCCCAGGACCAUGCUGGCUUUUGAGUAUCUCCCAGGAUGGAGCCUCCAUGGGCAGCCUGUGCCAGUGCCCAGUCACCCUGAUCGGAAAGAGGCAUUUCCUGACGUUCAGCCCCAGCCCUCUGUGUUUCCGUUUGUGCCCGUGGCCCCUCACGGUAUUCAUCUUGGCGUUUGUGUUAAAGGCCGCUGCAGCUGUAGACAUUCCCAGUUACUACAUCAGCAGCUGUGCUGUACCUGAAACACUUCAUGUGCGGGAAAAAUGAAUGUUAAAAUACUAACUUCCAGUCUCCUCAGUACUUUCCAAAACUUGUAUGAUAGGGCAGCCAAUCUUUUUGUUGCUGCUAGCAGCUGAUGAUGUGGUGGCGGUAGCCCAGUUGGUAGCCAGUGUUCUGGGACAUUUGUGUCAAUAAAAGAAGCAGGUUUACUUAUUUCAGGGAGUUACCUGUUACUGAAGAUCUGCGUUGUCAUUUCCUGUCCACAGAAGUCAGUAGUGAUCAGAAGAUGAUAGAACAAAGUCCCAGUUCUGGGAAUGGAAGAAUGGUUGUCCCAAGAUCAAUGAAGACUGGAAAAAUUUGGGGGUUUUACCCACUAAUUCAAGGACUUGAGUUAACAGGCAGUGAGGAAAGCAAUGAAUGUUGCUGUGACGCUGUUCCUUUUUAUAUGAAUACAUAUUUGUGAAGUUAAUAUACUGUAUUUAAUUCAGAUAUUGUUUCAAUUUGAAAUUUAAUAAACUUUGUCAUCUAGUA
Messenger RNA from Falco peregrinus (peregrine falcon), 7675 nucleotides. RefSeq names its product ankyrin repeat domain 18A (gene ANKRD18A). Gene Ontology annotation, molecular function: protein binding. Lineage: Eukaryota; Metazoa; Chordata; Aves; Falconiformes; Falconidae. The record is from RefSeq and is a predicted model, not a curated record.